AUGGCUUUCUCUCUUUUGACCUUGUCCGUCGCCACGUUGACCGUGCUGUCCGGCAGCGCCGCCGUUUUUGCAUCUCCGUUGACGUUGUCGCUCUCCAAACGGGUGUCCUCUUCUAUCGGUGUCCCCGGCAUCGACGCCGUGCAGCGCCAGAUCGCUCGAACCCAGAACAAAUUGCUUGCCGCGAGGUCAAGCUGGGAGGCACGGCAGGAUCACGCCUUAAGGAAGCGCGACGUGGACCUCGAGCUGCGCGCAUCUCAAUCAUCUCCAGGGCAAGGCUCGGCGGACUUGACCGAAUUCUUCGUAGAUGUUAUCGAUGAAGCCUAUUACGUGACAGUUACAGUGGGGACGCCUCCCCAAGAUUUCUUGGUGGUGGCUGACUCAGGCAGCUCGGACUUCUGGCUCGCGGCGCCCGGUAGUGAUGGUAUAGAUGUCACCUUCGAUCCAACGACGUCAAGUACCUUCAAAGGUUCAGACACCCCCGUCCGGGACGCAUAUGGGAAAGGCUUCUUCAACGGCUUCCUAGGCACCGACACAGUCAGCGUGGCCGGCUUCACCGUUCCGACUGUGAUUGUCGAAACGGGUGUCUCCACCUCGGACGCGUUCUCUUUCCGGCAGUUAUCGGGUAUAAUGGGCUUCGGCUGGGGAAAAAUAUCAAACUCGGGUUUCAAUACCUUCGCCGAGCAGCUCGUGUCAGCGUCUGUGCUGAGUGAAAACGUGGUCAGCUUCCAUCUGGGAAGGGCUAUCGAUAGCGCUAGCCCUCAACAAGCAGAAUCGAACGGAACUUCGAAGUCCGGCGGAUCGUUGACAAUCGGCGGGGUGGAUAGCUCGACUUUCACGGGCAGCAUCGACUUCUAUCCCAUCGUAGCCGAAGCACACUGGGUUGUGCAAGCGGAUGGAAUGGCUGUGAAUGGCUCGUUGGUACCGGGUACUAGUGGCGUUCAAGCUAUGAUGGAUACGGGAACAAGCCUUGUAGUCAUGCCCGAUGCUAUCUUCGACGCGUUGACGACGGCCAUGGGAGCCAAAGUGGUUCAAGGAGCAGCUUUUAUGCUGUGCGACUCGGUCCCAGCCAAUGUCUCCCUGCGUCUCGGCGGGAAAGACUACGGAUUUGCGCUCGAGGACCUCGUCCUAGGGGCUGUCCCGGUUAACACAACCGCUCUGUCGCAGCAGCUCGGUUUCCCGGAGGGAACUCUCGCGUGCCUUCUGCCCUUCAGCGGCGGGCAAUCGCAAAGCGAGCUUGGUCAAACUGCACCGAUGAUAAUAUUUGGCGACUCGUUUUUGAAGUCCUGGACGUCUGUAUUUGACAUCGGCAACAAGCAGGUGGGUCUCGCAGCCGCAUCACCUGCUUCGUCGCUCUCCACCAUCUCGGACGUCCUCAGCCUCAAGUUGAAACUCGAAGGCUUGCCGGCGUCGUUGGACCAUUCUUCUACUAGCACUGCGGGAUUGCCUUCGUCCACUGGCAACGCGGUGCACUCGGCUGCAAGUAGUAAGAGUGAUGCCCUUGGUGGUAUGAUGCUUGUACUUUUUGGGGCAAUGGCUAUGGUAGUUUUCGUUGGAUGA
Messenger RNA from Punctularia strigosozonata HHB-11173 SS5, 1557 nucleotides. Its product is annotated as acid protease. The coding region runs from base 1 to 1557 and encodes 518 amino acids. The record is from RefSeq and is a predicted model, not a curated record. Gene Ontology annotation, molecular function: aspartic-type endopeptidase activity. The transcript is spliced from 7 exons. Gene Ontology annotation, biological process: proteolysis. NCBI's taxonomy places the organism in Eukaryota, Fungi, Basidiomycota, Agaricomycetes, Corticiales, Punctulariaceae.